Hyaena hyaena (striped hyena) is the source of this 1578-nucleotide messenger RNA. It is a transcript of the gene FADD, whose product is annotated as Fas associated via death domain. The transcript is spliced from 2 exons. The record is from RefSeq and is a predicted model, not a curated record. NCBI's taxonomy places the organism in Eukaryota, Metazoa, Chordata, Mammalia, Carnivora, Hyaenidae. Gene Ontology annotation, biological process: signal transduction; regulation of apoptotic process. Gene Ontology annotation, molecular function: protein binding. Bases 75 to 728 code for a protein of 217 amino acids.
CCCGGGGACGGGCGGGGACAGCGGGCGCCCCAGGGGCCGCCGACAGGGCCGGGGGCGGAGCGGGGCCCGCCGCCAUGGACCCGUUCCUGGUGCUGCUGCACUCGGUGUCGGCCGGGCUGUCGAACAGCGAGCUGACCGAGCUCAAGUUCCUGUGCCAGGGCCGGGUGGGCAAGAGGAAGCUGGAGCGCGUGCAGUGCGGCCUCGACCUCUUCACCGUGCUGCUCGAGCAGAACGAGCUGGACCGCGAGCGCACCGGGCUGCUGCGCGAGCUGCUCGCCUCCCUGCGGCGCCAGGACCUGCUGGCGCGCCUGGACCGCUUCGAGGCGGGCGCGGCGGCCGAGGCCUCGGCGGAGGAGCGAGAGCUGUGCGCGGCGUUUGACAUCAUAUGUGACCACGUGGGGAAGGACUGGAGAAGGCUGGCCCGCCAGCUGCACGUGUCUGACGCCAAGAUCGAUGCCAUCGAGGAGAAGUACCCCCGCAACCUGACCGAGCAGGUGAGGGAGUCGCUGCGGGUCUGGAAAAACAGCCACAAGGAAGACACGUCCGUGUCCCACCUGGUGAGGGCGCUCAGGGCCUGUCAGCUGAACCUGGUGGCCGACUUCAUCGAGGACGAGCAGCAGGCCCGGCGCCUCGACAGCGAGAGCAGUGGAGGCGGCAGCACCAGCACCAGCACCGUGUCCCUGAUGUCACGGGACUCAGAUAGGCCCUCCUCGGGGGUCCCCUGGUGACCCAGCGGCUCUUCUCCGGGGGGGACCCGAGGGCAUCUGCACAGCCUGAACUUUGGUUCCCCACCAAGGUUGACCAAGUGCCUUCCGCAUGCCAGUGCCGUGGAGACGUGGCCGUGAGCCGGGACGGGGAACCCCAGCACGGUGGCUCCAUCGCAGCUGGCAUCCGGUGUGCCCACGCUCUGUGCCAGGCGGGGCUCUGGGCGCGUACAGAUGCUCUCACUCAUUCCUCGGGUCGCCCCGGAGAGGGAGAGUCUGUUGUCCCAUUAAAUGAGGCCCUGUGGGAGGAAGUUUUGGAUCCACGUCCAGCACACAGAAGGGACAUGAAAAUCACUGUCGUCAGCAUCCGGGUGGGGAGACAGGGCUGAGGCCAGUAGCCACGGUCAGCAGCCGUGGGAGGGCAGGGUGUGGAGCCAGGGCUGUCGGCUCCAGAGUCCGCAUGCGACCAGGGGGUCUUUCUGCUGCUCCCAGAGCUAGCCAGAGGCUUUGAGGCCGGCGGUGUAGACCUGUUACCAGGGAUGGUGGCGUGAGGAAACCUGUGGGCUCGUGGCCUUUUCGUGUGUUAAGGGACGGUAAGGUUUACGAGGAUGGCCAGAAGUGACACCGUUAAGUGCUCAGAGGUGAUGGGGGCAGAGUCCUUGCUCUACAAAUGUUAGUUCUUAGCAGUAUUACGACUUCUCUGAUGCCACAGCUUGUUAUUUUGUAUCAAAAUCACUGUUCUGAUAGCCGACUUAGUAAGGGAGCUGGGUGCUGUAAUUUUAAGAAGUGGUCUCUUCCUGCUUUCAAGUCAUCCUAUUAAAGCCUGUGCCUUGAUGGGGAAAAGCUCCACAAUACAGAGAAUUUUCCAUUCCGA